AUGCCCACUCAACCACCCCUCCCACCCCUCCUUGCGCCCUAUGUAUCACCUCUGCCGCAAUCGUCUCUCACAGUCCUAUCCUCUGUACUAGGCGCAACGGGGAAUUGGCUAGUGUUGCGCUUCCUCUACGCGGCGCUGGGUGCGCCUUCAAAUUCUGAAACCGCGUUUGGGCUGAAUGGAAGCGAUGGGGUGAAGAAUAGAAAAGUCGUGCUCGUGAGUUUUCUGCGGGGCUGGGAAUUUUGGAGAUCCGAAGCGAAAAGACUGGGCUUGGACCUUGCACGCCUUACAGACAAGCGCCAAUUUGCAUUUGUCGAUGGGCUAUCUGAACUAUUCUACAGUCCUACACCCGCCACAGUAGCCCCUCAACCAUCAUUCCCUAGUACUGCUGCUCCUCGAACAGUCAUCCCCGUACGAUCCCAGCCGAGCCCUGUACCGGCGCGAACCCCGCACCCUGUCCCGCGGCCGGGCAAUACCAGUACAAACCCAGCUUCAAGGGAAAUCGGACCAGUCAAACGACUGCACCUAUCGGGGAAUGGCAUCGCAGCUCUCGACAACCUCGAAAGAGACAUCGCUACAGUGAUCAAACAAUUGAAGGCUCCUACACCCGGCGAGGCAGAGGAACCCGAGGUUCUGUUGAUCGUCGAUCAACCAGAUUUGCUGCUUGCAGCUACAGGUCCGAGCAGAGGUAUUGGGGCUACGGAGAUGGGAGACUGGGUUAUGGGAUUACAACAGCAGAACGCCCAUGCAACGGUCUUGGCACUUUCCUCCGAUUCACCGUUGAUACAUAAUGCAUCUGCCUCGGCUCUCCAGCCGGCAACACCGCUGGAAACCGAGCAUGCAGCGUUCGCUAUAGGGUCGGCCCACAGGGCCCAAAUGGUCAUGCAGCUCCGUAACCUGGAGACCGGUGCCGCUAGGGAUGUAAGCGGUGUGUUAAGGGUCAGCAAAGGAGGUGCCUGGGGACAAAACGAGGUGGGUGCGGAGGGCAGCUGGGAGGAGAGAGAAGUAUUAUACUUCAUGCAGAGGGAUGGAGGCGUCAGCGUGUUUGGCCUUAUCAUACCAGCCCUCUCCAGCCUCCGAGAACGAAAACGCGACGUCGGGAUUGAUUUACUGGCUCUCGGGGCCACGAGCGCCCUUGGGGGUGCCGGUCUGGAAGCCGUUCUUGAAGCGACGGUGAACCUCCUUGAGGUGCCUCAUGCGGCCGGUACCGGUGGUCUUGCGGCGCUUGGCCUUCUCGCUCCAGUUGACUGUUCCAAGAAAAUUCGUAAGCCUCACACUCCUCACAAUCACAUCACAUCUCCCAGUAGAUCCACGGUCGGCCAUGCAAAGGGACAGGACUUAAGGUAUAACCCGGGGAUUCGUACACUUGCGAGUCUUAGCGGAGGGGUAACCGCAGUUGGCACAUGUCGACUUCUGGACGUGGAAAGAGCGGCGGCCUGA
Molecule: messenger RNA, 1437 nt
Organism: Aspergillus bombycis
Lineage: Eukaryota; Fungi; Ascomycota; Eurotiomycetes; Eurotiales; Aspergillaceae
Exons: 4
Coding region: 1-1437 (478 amino acids)
Biological process (GO): tRNA wobble uridine modification
Cellular component (GO): elongator holoenzyme complex
Source: RefSeq, a predicted model, not a curated record